UAUACUGCGUGAGGAAAAAUGUGCUUAGAUGAGCUGGUAAUACAGUAAUUUUUGAAAUUACAUGCUGUUUUAUUUUUAAAAAAAGUUAUAUAUUGCGUUGGACGAAGAUGGCAGUUAAUACGUUGCGGUUCAAAACAAACUAUGCUGUCUCGAGCAAAAUUGAGCCAUUCUACAAGGGAGGAAAAGUGCAGAUAAGUCACGAUGAACAGUACAUCUUCUGCACCUGUGGACCACGAGUCAACAUUCUGCAAAUUUCCACAGGCAAAAUAGUUCACAGUAUUGAGCAGGAUGAUCAAGAGGAUAUUACAUCAUUUUCUCUCAGUCCUGAUGAUGAGAUGCUGGUGACUGCUAGCAGAGCUUUGCUGCUGAAGCAGUGGGACUGGAAACAAGAGAAGUGCACCCGCUCAUGGAGGGCCAUCCACAAUGUCCCUGUGGCCAGCAUGACUUUUGACUCCACCUCUACUCUGCUAGCAACAGGUGGUUGUGACGGCACUAUAAAGCUGUGGGAUGUAGUCAAACAGUACUGCACACACAACCUGAAAGGCUCAUCUGGUGUUGUUCAUUUGGUUCAGUUUCAUCCAGACAUCAGCCUCCUGCAGCUUUUCUCCUCCUCGGUGGACUGUGGAAUCCGCAUAUGGGACCUUCGCACCAGCAAGUGCAUCUGUGUACUUGAAAGCCACUUCAGCGCCGUGACUUCGCUGGCCUUUUCCUCCAGUGGUGAUACCCUGGUCAGUUCUGGGCGAGACAAAGUCUGCACAGUGUGGGACCUAAAGCAAAGAAAAGUGAAGAGAACUGUUCCUGUGUAUGAGGCUGUUGAGGGAGUGGUCAUUCUUCCAGAGAAUGAGGAUUAUUCUGAGCUCGGGGCAGAAAGCAAAGAGCUACACUUCGUCACAGCUGGCAGCAAAGGCAUGCUGAGGGUGUGGGAGUCCAGCUCUGCCCGGUGUGUGUUUACACAGACGCUACCCAAUGCUCCAGGGUCCAGAUCGGAAGAGGAAGACGGGGAUCCUCUCAGUCUGCUCUACUGCCUGUUUCUGCCUCUGUCUAACCGCCUGGCUACGGUCACCGCCGAACACAACAUCCUGCUAUACCAGCUACCCUCACUCAGUGUCCAGCAGCAGUUUGUGGGCUACAACGAUGAGAUCCUGGACGUGAGGUUCCUGGGAAAGGAAAACAGCCACAUCGUAGUGGCCACCAACAGCUCACAGCUUAAGGUGUUUGAACUGGCCACCAACAGCUGCCAAAUUCUGUACGGACACACAGAUAUUGUUCUCUCUCUAGAUGUGUUCAAAAAAAGGUCCAUGUUUGCAAGUUGUGCCAAGGAUAAUUCUGUGCGUGUGUGGAAGAUGGACACUGAAACUGGUCACGUUCACUGCAUGGCUCAGGGUCAUGGCCACUCCAACGCUGUGGGCUCCAUUUCCUGCUCCAGGUUAAAAAAGGCCUUCCUGGUCUCAGGCAGUCAGGACUGCACUGUUAAAGUCUGGGAUCUGCCAGAUGUUUUUCCUGAUGAAGGUGAUGAGCCGGUCCAGCUCGAUGCUCGGAUCACUGAGAAAGCUCACGACAAGGAUAUAAACAGCGUGGCCGUUUCACCGAACGAUAAGCUUCUAGCAUCAGGUUCUCAGGACCGCACGGCCAAGCUGUGGUCUCUGACAGACAUGAGCCUGGUCGGAGUGUUCCGCGGUCACCGCCGAGGUAUUUGGUGUGUCCAGUUCUCCACAGUGGACCAAGUGCUGGCCACCGCUUCGGCCGAUGGUACGAUCAAGCUCUGGGGCCUUCACGACUUCAGCUGCCUCAAGACGUUCGAAGGUCACGAUGCAUCUGUGCUGAAGGUUAUAUUCGUCAGUCGAGGGACUCAGAUCGUUUCUGGUGGUUCUGAUGGUCUUGUGAAGCUCUGGACGAUUAAAUCCAACGAGUGUGUGCAGACUUUUGACGCUCACCAGGACAAAGUGUGGGCACUGCAUUGCAACACCAGCGAUGACCUCAUAGUGACAGGAUCUGCCGACUCCAACAUUACGCUGUGGAAGGAUGUCACAGAGGAGGAGCAAGCUGAGGAGCAGGCAAAACAGGAGGAUCAGAUACUAAAGCAGCAGGAAUUGUCCAACCUACUUCAUGAGAAAAACUUCCUCAAGGCUUUGGGCAUCGCCAUCUCAUUGGACCAGCCACACACUGUUCUCCGCGUCAUCAAAGAGAUCCAGCAGGAGGAAGAGGGCACAGGGCAGCUGAAGAUAACUGUCCUUAGGUUGCGGCAGGACCAGAAGGAGGCUCUGCUUCGAUACUGUGUGGUGUGGAACACGAAUGCCCGGAGCUGUUUACAUUCCCAGGCGGUGCUGCAGGUGCUUCUGACCCACCUUAGUCCAGAAGAGCUGCUGCAAUUCCAGGGUGCACGCACUCAUCUAGAGGGGCUCAUCCCGUACACCGAAAGACACAUGCAGAGGAUCGGACGACUGCUCCAGAGUUCCAUGUUCCUGGAUUACAUGUGGAGAAAGGUGCGAGUGACUGGAGGAAGAGACAGUGGGGCACCACAGGAGGAGAUGGACACCAGCCCUCAGGACUUAUUCAUCAUAGACAACAAACCCACACAGGACAAGUCGAGUCAGCAGCAGGAUGACAAAGAGGAUCACGACAGCCAGGACGUGGAGGGACUCGACAGCAGUGAAGAAACACCCGAGUACGAUGACAGUAUCAGUGCCUGGAAAACUGCCAGCUUUAAAAAGGGCAGGGGGGUCAACGGGGUCAAAACCAGAGCCCAGGAUUCCAGCGGAGAAAGCUCGGCCGAGGAAGACGACGAUCCGGUUUCCGCAUUUCCUUCUACUAAAGCUGCGGUAUCGUCCAACCGCAUUCUGACAAAGGCGAGGUAAUCGUGACGCCGAUCGGUACCGAAUACGGACAGUACGCCUUCAGAGCAAACAGGAAGUAGGGCUUUUGGUUACCUUAUAUGGACGGCUCAUGUGAUGCUAACCUGUAAAAGAACGUGCUUUAGCUUUUUAUAUAAUGUCAGGGAAUUAAAAAAUCGACUUGCAAAGCUUUUGUUGUAACUGUUAUCACACUUUUAAAUAAACGCUCAUCUUUUGAGAUCAAAA
Trichomycterus rosablanca is the source of this 3077-nucleotide messenger RNA. RefSeq names its product transducin beta like 3 (gene tbl3). The record is from RefSeq and is a predicted model, not a curated record. Lineage: Eukaryota; Metazoa; Chordata; Actinopteri; Siluriformes; Trichomycteridae. The transcript is spliced from 23 exons. Gene Ontology annotation, cellular component: 90S preribosome; small-subunit processome; nucleolus. Gene Ontology annotation, molecular function: protein binding; U3 snoRNA binding. Bases 108 to 2855 code for a protein of 915 amino acids. Gene Ontology annotation, biological process: endonucleolytic cleavage in 5'-ETS of tricistronic rRNA transcript (SSU-rRNA, 5.8S rRNA, LSU-rRNA); endonucleolytic cleavage to generate mature 5'-end of SSU-rRNA from (SSU-rRNA, 5.8S rRNA, LSU-rRNA).